This is a messenger RNA of Arabidopsis arenosa, 825 nucleotides long. NCBI's taxonomy places the organism in Eukaryota, Viridiplantae, Streptophyta, Magnoliopsida, Brassicales, Brassicaceae. The record is from the annotation of a GenBank genome assembly.
GUGCUAAAAAUAAAAGUUUUUCAAUAUAUGCAAAUAUACAAUCCGAUUUCUCCGGUGAAAACCAUGGUGAAGAUUUAUCCUCACCUGGCGUUUCCGGUGGAUAUUGGUGUUGUAGAAGACAAGAUUGUGCCCUACUUGACGAAGGAGCAAGAGAGUUUCACGAUUUGGAUGAAAUCUUUGGUAUUCCAUAGCAAAGGCUGCACAGUUUUUGAUUCCAAAGGAAACUUAAUCUAUCGAGUGGAUAACUAUAACUCCAAGAGUUGCAGUAAUGAAGUUUAUUUUAUGGAUUCAUAUGGGAAAAUUCUGUUUACUUUAGGUCAAAAGAAAUCGGGAUUCUUCAAAUCUUGGGAAGGAUAUAACUCAACCGGGACCAGAUUUCGACUAAGUAAGAUUUUCAAGAUUUUGCCAAGAGAUUCAUCUUACAAAGUUGUAAUGGGAUCGCGCAUAGUUGAUGGUGGUGAUCAACAGUCUUGUUAUAAGAUUGUAAACCGCGGAUCCGUUUUCGCAAUCAAGGAUGGAUCGGGAAGAUUAAUGGCAGAAGUUAAAAAUAAACUAUCGGAUAUUAGUGGUUUGGAUCUUGGAGAAGAUGUCUUGACAAUGAUGGUGGAGCCACAACUAGAUCAUUCUAUAAUAAUGGGUAUUGUUAUAGCUUAUAGUCUUACAAAAUGUAAAUUGUGAUAAGUAUUUGGCGAGAUUAAUGUAACCUUGAUCAGGUGAUAAUCUUAAAGGUAAGCAUGUUUUAAAGCUAAUCAAAUGUUGGCAUAAGCCCCAAAUCUCUCGCUUGAAGUUGUAUUUUGAUGAUUUCAAUAAAAUGUGGAGAAGCUC